Amphimedon queenslandica is the source of this 691-nucleotide messenger RNA. RefSeq lists its product as uncharacterized. Bases 13 to 669 code for a protein of 218 amino acids. The record is from RefSeq and is a predicted model, not a curated record. Lineage: Eukaryota; Metazoa; Porifera; Demospongiae; Haplosclerida; Niphatidae. The transcript has 2 exons.
CUUCAUCACUGCAUGUCAAAAAUAAAGAAGGGCAGUGUAUGUAAGGGAAACAAAUUACAAGAAUUUGAUAUGACAAAUACUGAUUUCACUAAAACACCAGUUACCUUUCGAAUGGGAAACGAAAUAAUACAUAAUCCAAGCUGUCACAUUCUCUGUCGUAAAUCUCAAUCCUUUUGUCCAUCUUGCAUGCAACAAAGGAGAACCCUGAUGGUCCAAAAGUGCCGUGCUCAGUGUCAUAACACCAAUAGAACAGACCCAACAACAACUGUUUCCUACAAAUAUCUAACAAAAGAAGAAAUGAAGCAUCGAAUGGAGACAUUGCACAAACAGUUAACAAAAGUUAAAAAACAGCGAGACCGCUUAGAAAAUAAAAUCAAAACACUAAUAGCAAAGCAGAGUUUAUCACUGAAUCAAAAUGACCACAAUGAUUUAAAAGAGAUUGUUUUAAAUGAAUGUGAUCAAGUUACACACCAGACGUCGCUUCACAGAAUAUUCUGGGAGCAACAAGUACAAGCCCUAAAAAAAUCCGACUCUCGAGCAAUAAGGUGGCAUCCACUGAUGAUAAAACUGUGCAUACUAAUUCGACACCAGUCUCAAGCUGCAUACGAGACAAUGAGACAGUGCAUACGAUUGCCAUCUCAGAGACUGCUGCGUGACUACACUCACUAAGUUAAAUCACAAGCCAGGUUUU